Auxenochlorella protothecoides is the source of this 1272-nucleotide messenger RNA. Its product is annotated as NifU-like protein 1, chloroplastic. The record is from RefSeq and is a predicted model, not a curated record. NCBI's taxonomy places the organism in Eukaryota, Viridiplantae, Chlorophyta, Trebouxiophyceae, Chlorellales, Chlorellaceae. Gene Ontology annotation, biological process: iron-sulfur cluster assembly. The transcript is spliced from 9 exons. Gene Ontology annotation, molecular function: iron-sulfur cluster binding; iron ion binding. The coding region runs from base 1 to 1272 and encodes 423 amino acids. Gene Ontology annotation, cellular component: mitochondrion.
AUGACUGACGCCACCGUGCCAGAGGGCCACAAGUCCCUACAUGGCGCGCUGUAUGGUGAGGGGGGUGCGGAGGUGCACUCCUCCCGCAAGGCAGGAUACCAGCUCAUCCCGGGCGAGGACGACGGCGAUGUGCUCAUACCCGUGGAUGCCUACCUCGGGCACCGCAACGAUGCCAGCCUCCUCGGCGUCUAUGCCCUGUAUGACGCCAGCGAGACGCUGCAGUACGUCGGAUUCUCCAGGAACAUGUGCCUGGCAAUCAAGGGCCACAGAUCCCGGGUGGGGAAACGGCUUGCCGCCCACGUGCGUGCCAAGGUCGUGCAGAGGACCAGCCUCCAGUCUAAGGCCGCCCUGAGCGCCGAGGCCCAGCGUUGGAUCGAGGAGGCUGAUGUCCUGCCCCCAGGGAAUGGCGAGAAUCGUAACGAAUGGGAGGGCACGGGACUCGAUGUGAGCCUGAUGUCUGAGGAGGCUCGGGAGGCUCACCUGGAGCACAAGCUCAAGUUCAGGCUGGCCAUGGGGGAGAGCAUCGACGAGGAACCUGCCACAGAUGACGAUGCCGUCCGGCGACUGAAGCUGCUGAAGGCCGUGGAGGGCGACGACUGGUCGGCUGUGAUCGACAGGCAGACCGAGGAAGUGGCGGCGUCCCACAGCGCAGACCUGGCGGAUGCCGCGACGCCCCAGAGCCAGAGCUCUGAAGGUGGCAGUGCACAUGGCGCCGCACAGCCCCCCCCGCCGAUAGCCUCACCCUUCACCCAAGCUGCCGUGCAUCGCCAAGUCGGCAACCAGGAGCCGCAGCCCCAGAUCCCGCUCAAUGCCGAGACGGUGGACCAUGCGCUGAACGAGGUUCGCCCCUUCCUCAUUGCCGACGGCGGGAACGUGGAGGUGGUGUCGGUCAGCGGCGGGGUGGUCUCCCUGGAGUUCCAGGGGGCCUGCGGCACCUGCCCCUCCUCCUCGGCCACCAUGAGCAUGGGCAUCGAGAGGUGCCUGAGGGCUACCUUUGGCACCCAGAUAUUGCAGAUUGUCCAGGUGAACGCCCAAGACACGGGGGCUACGGAGGUCAGGGUGGACGACCACUUGAACAUGCUGAGGGGGGCCAUCCAGAGCUAUGGCGGCAGCGUGGUCGUCAAGUCGGUCAGCGAGGGCGUGUGCAAGCUCCUUUACAAUGGCCCACCGGCCAUCGCAGUGGGUGUGAGAGCAGCUGUCCGGGACCAGUUCCCAGAUCUUCAGGAGGUUCUGCUACUGGACUCAGAGACAGGCGCACCAUUGAAGCUUUAG